AUGGAUCUAAUUGGUCCAGCAGUUCUGGGGAAAAAUGAUAAUUCCGGUUUCCGAGAUACAAGGAAGGGAAGUUCCGGAUCACCAAAAUCGGAGCCGGCACCGCCGCUAGAUGACACCACCACCACCUCUCCGUCCACAUCGACGAUCGAACGAAAGAGCGCCACGCCAGAAGCAGUGCAUUCAACAGUCAACAGUCCUGGAGACAUCAGCACUACCAUCGCUGCCGCUGAAUCUUCCGCUGUCGUGGAGAAAGCGGAGAGACCGAGUCUUAGCUAUAAGGAUCUCAUAAUUGAGGCCAUCGAGAGCAGCCCGCAGAAGCGAUUGAAACUGAAUGAAAUUUAUCAGGUUUCCUUUUCAUCACCAAUAAUUCAAAUUUCGACCUUUUCUAAAACAGUGCGCAAAUGCCCCGAGAAUACGAAACAGUAA
This is a messenger RNA of Gongylonema pulchrum, 426 nucleotides long. NCBI's taxonomy places the organism in Eukaryota, Metazoa, Nematoda, Chromadorea, Rhabditida, Gongylonematidae. The record is from the annotation of a GenBank genome assembly.